AUGAAGUGGCUUUGUAUCCUUGGACUGGUGGCCCUCUCAGAGUGCCUAGUCAUAAUCCCUCUAAUGAAGAUCAAGACCAAGCAAGAAACUUUCAGGAAAAAAAGCUUACUGACAAAUUUCCUGAAGGACAACACUGACGACAUGUCCUAUAAUGCCACUGAUGACCCAAAAAUUUCUCUCCAACCCCUGAGGAGCUACCUGGAUCUGUUCUAUUUUGGCAACAUCACCAUUGGAACACCCCCCCAGGAGUUCACGGUCAUCUUUGAUACCGGCUCUUCUGACUUGUGGGUGCCCUGCAUCCACUGCUCCAUUGCCCCCUUUUGUGAGUACCACAAGCAAUUCGACCCUCAAUCUUCCACCACCCUCCAGCUCUCAGGCCAGUUCGUCAACAUCAAAUAUGGCUCAGGGACAGUGGCUGGAUUUCUUGCCUAUGACACUGUUCGGAUUGGAAACCUUACUGACCUCGGCCAGGCAUUUGUUCUGGUGAAGACACAGGAUGGGAUGGAUAAUGUAUCCUUUGAUGGCAUCCUGGGCCUGGGCUACCCCAACCUCAGCCUCCAAAGGAUCACACCCGUCUUCGACAACCUGAUGAGACAGGGUAUCAUUUCUGAGCCUGUCUUUGCCUUCUACUUGAGCACCAAGAAGGAGAAUGGCAGCGUGGUGAUGUUUGGUGGGGUGGACCACAGCUACCACAUAGGAGAGCUCAAGUGGAUACCAGUGUCCCAAACCCUAUUCUGGCAGGUUACCAUGAAACGCAUCUCCAUGAAUGGGAUGGUUGUUGGUUGUUACCGUGGAUGCCAGGCCAUUGUGGAUACUGGGAGCGUAUACCUUCUUGGCCCAACUAGACUGAUCACCACCAUCCAGAAGCUCAUUACCGCCAGUGCUGUUGGUCAAGAGUACUGGGUUCCAUGUAGCAACAUCAGGCGCCUGCCUACUAUCAUCUUCACCAUCAACGGCAACCACUACACAGUGCCUGCUGAAGCCUACGUUUGGAAGGCACCUCAGGGCCCCUGUGUCAGCUUGCUUGAAGGGGGCACAGAGAACUGGAACCAGCAGGAGACCUGGGUCUUGGGUGAAGUCUUCCUGAAGCAGUAUUUCUCAGUUUAUGAUCGGGGAAACAACAGAAUUGGCCUGGCCCCUGCAGUGUAA
This is a messenger RNA of Hippopotamus amphibius kiboko, 1149 nucleotides long. RefSeq names its product pregnancy-associated glycoprotein 2-like. NCBI's taxonomy places the organism in Eukaryota, Metazoa, Chordata, Mammalia, Artiodactyla, Hippopotamidae. The record is from RefSeq and is a predicted model, not a curated record. Gene Ontology annotation, molecular function: aspartic-type endopeptidase activity. The transcript is spliced from 9 exons. Bases 1 to 1149 code for a protein of 382 amino acids. Gene Ontology annotation, biological process: proteolysis.